This is a messenger RNA of Hermetia illucens (black soldier fly), 1314 nucleotides long. Its product is annotated as UBX domain-containing protein 1. The transcript is spliced from 3 exons. NCBI's taxonomy places the organism in Eukaryota, Metazoa, Arthropoda, Insecta, Diptera, Stratiomyidae. The coding region runs from base 132 to 1133 and encodes 333 amino acids. The record is from RefSeq and is a predicted model, not a curated record. Gene Ontology annotation, molecular function: protein binding.
CAGCUGUCAUUUGAACUUGCAUUUUCAGAACGCGUUCCUCUGAAAGGGAAGUUCACCUGUUUUUCUGCUGUUUACUUCUCAUUUCCUCGAAUAACUUUUAACUUAGUUACCAAACACGGAAAUACUCCUCGAUGUCGUCUAUUCAAACGCUUAUCGAUAUGGGUUUCGACAGGGCGCGGGCCGAGCGAGCGCUUCAAGUGACUAACAACAAGGGCGUCGAGCCGGCGAUGGAGUGGCUAUUGGCGCAUGCAGACGAGGACAUUCCCUCCGAGCCACAGCGAACCGUCGCCGGUGAUCCAGCCCAGGCAUCUCCGGACGAAGGACCUUCUCAGUCCUCCGAUGCCGGUGCAUCGACCUCAGACAAUGGGUCUGGCGCUCCCAAGGAAGAGGCCAAAUCCCUUCGUUGUGAUGCCUGCAGCAAGUUAUUCGUCACCAGCGCCGAAAUGGAGUUCCACGCGGCAAAGACGGGUCACACAAGUUUCUCGGAAUCAACAGAGGAGAAGAAACCGCUGUCCGAGGAGGAGAAGAAAGCACAACUUGCCUUGAUCGAGGAGAAGUUGAAGAAGAAACGAGCAGAGCGGGAGGAGCAGGAACGCAGCGACGCGCUUGAGAAGGAAAAGUUACGUAUAAAGUCGGGUAAGGACAUGACUGAGGCCAAGAGGAAGAUGGAGGAGAUGGAAAUGAAGAAAAUCGUGGAGCAACGCAAGCGGGAGAAGGAAGAGGAAAAGGCUGCCCGGGAUCGGGUUAGGGCUCAAAUCGAGGCGGACAAAGCAGCUAGGAAGGCUCGUUUAGCAGCCGAAACUGGUCAUCAAAUAGAACCACCAACACAGCCCGUUCAGUCGCCGGCGACAUCAUCAACAACUUCAAACGACUCAACUGUGAAGAAAGAAUACACCAGCACUCGCAUACAAAUUCGCUUACAAGACGGUCGAACACUUACCGAAACUUUUGGUGUUAAAGAGCAACUUUCGGCCGUGAAAGUUUUCAUACAAAUGAAAUCGGGCAAUGAUUUGCCGUUUGGCCUUAUGACAUCUUUUCCACGAAAAGUCUUUACGGAGGAGGAUUUCGAGAAACCGCUGGAAAUUUUAGGCUUAGUUCCUUCGGCCGUCAUCAUCGUCACAAGAGCAGUUUAGGGGUCUUCUACGGAUACUUGCUCGUAGGUACAGACGGAAAUUAAUCUUAAUCAGAGUAAAGCGUGAGAGUUGAAGAAUAUUUGUUGUUUUUAAUAUUAUUUCGUAUUUUAAAAGGAAAUAUAAAUCAUUUUUAAUUUUUCUAUAAAACAAAAUAUAUGUGGAGAGACUUAAGGCAAGUGAA